Messenger RNA from Vigna radiata var. radiata (mung bean), 4206 nucleotides. RefSeq names its product pentatricopeptide repeat-containing protein At5g64320, mitochondrial. The coding region runs from base 176 to 2401 and encodes 741 amino acids. NCBI's taxonomy places the organism in Eukaryota, Viridiplantae, Streptophyta, Magnoliopsida, Fabales, Fabaceae. Gene Ontology annotation, molecular function: protein binding. The record is from RefSeq and is a predicted model, not a curated record. The transcript is spliced from 2 exons.
AACCAAUAACUUCUGAAUUGGCGAGGGUUAUGUUUUCUGCUUCUGAACGUGGAACCAAACCCUGUCUCUUGUGUCUCUCUCACCGUGAUUCGUAACAAACACUGCAUCAUCAGAAUCGUUAUAGAUCGCGGUGGCUCCGUUGGGGUUAGUUUCUCCCCUUCAAUCUCUCACCUUCAUGUUGAAAACAUUCAAAUCCUCAACCAAUGUGAGUAGGGUCUCGCUACUUCGCUUCAAAAUCCCUUUUUUCCCACUUUGCACAACUGCCCCGGGCAGCAAUUUGCAUGAUAAUGAAUGUGAGAGUAGUGACACUGAGACAGAGUGGGAGAGAUUGCUCAAACCCUUUGACCUCAAACAGCUUAGAAGGUCACUCGCCCCAAUUAGCCCUUUUCAGCUUUGUAAAUUGCUGGUGCUUCCUCUAGACAUUCCCACUUCAAUGGAACUGUUUCAAAGGGCUGGUGCCCAAAAGGGGUAUUGCCACACCUUUGAUGCCUACUGUCUCUUAAUUGAUAAGCUUGGGGCUGUUGGGGACUUCAAAGUUAUUGAAAACUUGUUGAAGCAAAUGAAAGAUGAAGGAGUUGUGUUUAAGGAAUCACUCUUUAUUUUGAUCAUGAAGCAUUAUGGGAAGGCAGGGUUGCCUGGCCAGGCAACUAGGCUUUUGUUGGACAUGUGGGGUGUUUAUUCCUGUGACCCUACUUUUAAGUCCUAUAAUGUUGUGUUGCAGAUUCUGGUUGAUGGGAAUUGUCCCAGGGUAGCACCUAAUGUUUUUUAUGACAUGUUGAGUAGAGGUGUUUCUCCCACCGUGUAUACCUUUGGUGUGGUCAUGAAAGCCUUGUGUAUGGUUAAUGAAGUUGAUUCGGCUUGUUCGCUUCUCAGGGACAUGGCGAAGCACGGGUGUGUUCCAAAUUCUGUCAUUUACCAGACCCUGAUUCAUGCUCUCUGUGAAAACAAUAGAGUGAGUGAAGCGAGGCGGCUUUUGGAGGACAUGUUUCUGAUGUGCUGUGAGCCUGAUGUUCAGACCUUCAAUGAUGUCAUCCGUGGCCUUUGCAGCGCCGGUCGGAUUCAUGAGGCAGCGAAGUUGGUUGAUCGAAUGUUUCUUCGAGGUUUCAGCGCAGAUGCUCUCACUUAUGGAUAUUUAAUGCAUGGGUUGUGCAGAAUGGGGCAAGUUGAUGAAGCAAGAACCUUACUGAACAAAAUUCCCAGUCCCAACACUGUGCUCUAUAAUACAUUAAUCAAUGGAUAUGUUUCUAGUGGAAGGUUUGAAGAAGCCAAGGGUCUUCUGUACAAUAGCAUGGUAACUGCGGGUUAUGAACCUGAUGCCUACACGUUUAACAUAAUGAUCGAUGGAUUUUGCAAGAAAGGGUAUUUGGUUUCGGCCCUUGAAUUUUUAUCUGAGGUGGUAGCAAAAGGCUUUGAGCCCAAUGUGAUCACGUACACCAUAUUGAUAAAUGGUUUCUGCAAGCAAGGCAGAUUCGAGGAAGUGGCUAAAAUUUUGAAAAGCAUGUCAGCCAAGGGUCUGAGUCUGACUACAGUUGGGUACAAUUGCUUGAUCGGUGCACUGUCAAAGGAUGGGAAGAUUGAAGAAGCUUUACAACUGUUUCGCGAAAUGUCAACCAAAGGAUGUAAACCUGACAUUUAUACUUUUAAUUCUUUAAUACAUGGACUGUGCAUGAAUGAUAAGAUGGAACAUGCCUUGAGUUUGUAUCAUGACAUGUUCUUGGAGGGUGUCAUUGCUAACACAGUAACGUACAAUACGUUGAUUAGUGCACUUCUUAUGAGAGAUUCAAUUCAGCAAGCAUUUAAGCUUGUCGAUGAAAUGCUAUUUAGAGGGUGUCCUUUAGACAGUAUUACGUAUAAUGGCCUUAUUAAAGUUCUGUGUAGAACUGGGUCAGUUAAAAAAGGAUUGGGAUUGUUUGAAGAAAUGUUUGGGAAAGGGAUUUUUCCAACCGUUAUAACUUGCAAUAUUUUGAUCAGUGCCUUGUGUAGAACUCGAAAAGUAGAUGAUGCUAAAAAAUUUCUUCGGGAAAUGAUUCAUCGUGGUUUGACACCAAAUGUAGUCAGUUAUAACUGCCUGAUCAAUGGUCUUUGCAAGAUGGGUCGUGUUCAAGAGGCACUAAACUUUUUUAAUAGGUUACCAGAUGAAGGAAUUUGUCCUGAUGAUAUUACAUAUAACACACUGAUCAGUAGACACUGUCAUGAGGAUAUGUUUAAUGAUGCGUGUCUGCUUUUACAUAGAGGCGUAGAUAAUGGGUUUAUUCCCAAUGAAAUCACUUGGUCAAUACUGAUAAACUAUUUUGUAAAAAAUAUGGCACGGGGAGCAAGACUUUCUAAGGAUUACAUGGUGGAAUUUGGAGCUUCUUCUCCGUCAAGCCAACAUAUUGUAUCGAGUAUUGAUCUCAUUUGAUUUGUCUUUUGGCAUUCUGAUGUCUCUGAAUUUUGAUCCAUUUUCUACUCUCAUGGGAAAUUGGGAGUCCAGCAUUUUACUGUGACUUGUUUUUAAUAUUUAUGAGUCGUAUUGCUGGUUGGAUUUUGGAGUUUGCACAAGUGCAUAAUGGGGAAAGACUAUUCUGCGUUAUCUCAUCAAACAUAUCGAAGUUAUCUGUGGAUGAAGCAUAAACAUUCACUUUUUAUUAAGUAUCAGUAGAAAGAGAGGUAGUUUGGCUGGUUCCACUUCUUUUUAAGAGAAACACUACCUGUUGGGGUGGGUAAGAAGUCACAGGGUUCGUAGUUGGUUGCUCCCCUGGACUAGCUUGAAUUAUAAGGACAAAGCGAACUGGCCUGGGAUAAGGAACUGUCACAGCCGCUGAGUUGGUGUAUCUGGAGGUGUGAUGACUGCUGCAGACGAGCUUGGAUUUGAGGGGAAAACAGUGGUAGGUGAGUUGUUUGUGUCUUCUACUUUUUCUGAUUUGGACUUUUUAAAGAAAUGGAAUUUUCAGCUAAGCUUUCAUAUGAGAAGAAAUCAACUGACUAGUUGGUGUUGGUCAGACUGCUGAAAAAUCUUAUAAUCUGUUACCAAAAGUUUGAGUUUGGGACAUUUGAUUUUCGAGAGGAAUGAAGCACCAACAGAUGUUGAAGGUGAGGUGUUUUGAUUAAAACAAAGACAAACAUUCCACAAUGAAGCACAUGGACUUGCAUGUAAUACAUCACACCACUAUAUCAAUAUUUAGUUUGAUUUUAUACUGAUGAAGGUUAGCUACGUGACAUAAAGGAACUAAAAGUUACUAUCAAACCAGUCAUCAGGGCUCGGUAUAAGGACUAUUACUCUGUGGGUUCCUCUGUAUCUCCUUGUCUUUUCUCUGUCAGUAUAUCAGUUUCUCUUUGAAAGUACUCAUUGCUUUUAUCUUUACAAACAAACAUGCCAUGUUUAACAAAGAAGUUUUUUCAUAACAAGUAUGUCGUGUUCGGGGGAUUAUCAAUAUCGAUAGCUUUCUUAAUAUCUUGAUUCUUUCCAUACCCCUAUUUUGUCCUUGUUCUCGGGUUUUCUUUAUUUAUCUUCUAUUGAUAGAAGUUGACUUAGGAGGCUAAAGUUCACCCUGCUGGAGAAGACAACUUAGCUAUAUACAUACACACACAAACACACACACAUGUAGAUACAUAUAUUCUAGAGAAGAGUGCCUUCUAGCACAUUCCUUCGAACACACACUCUACCGUUAGUUGAAAUUUAUUUGAAAUUACAAAACCAUGGGGUGGUCAUUAUAUAAGAAGUGAGACCCACCAAACUUCUAGGGGAUAUCUGACUUCUUUGAACAGUAUAAAGAGUUCAAUGAAGUAAUUAAUUUCUAAUUUUACUUCUCCAAUUUCAUUCUUGUUCAUUUUCUUUUUCUUAUGUCAUUCAUAGAUGAAUGUGGUGAUGUUAGAUAGUACUUUGGGUUGGAUGUACAGUGUUCUGUGUUGUAUCAGUAAAGAAACGAAUAUGCUGCUAUUCACAUGCAGUUCCCAAUCAUUAUUUUGCUGGUAACUGCAUAUAAUUCCAUCCCAAUUUUAACCGCACUUGAUUCAAUCAGUAUUUCACAUUAACUUUUGAGUACAUUUUCAUUGCUUUGAGACUACCGAAAUAGAAGUCAAUGCAGAAGUAUCAAUUACAUGCAUAUCUUCCCAAAUAGCAGAGGCUAGAACAAAGAUGCUGACUAAAAUUUGAAUAUAUAAGCACUUAAUUUUAUAACUUAGCUGAUUCCUGAUUCUGCGCAGAAACACUUACAUUUGACAAUU